Molecule: messenger RNA, 2287 nt
Organism: Dromiciops gliroides (monito del monte)
Lineage: Eukaryota; Metazoa; Chordata; Mammalia; Microbiotheria; Microbiotheriidae
Gene: PRPSAP2
Product: phosphoribosyl pyrophosphate synthetase associated protein 2
Exons: 12
Coding region: 528-1637 (369 amino acids)
Biological process (GO): 5-phosphoribose 1-diphosphate biosynthetic process; purine nucleotide biosynthetic process
Cellular component (GO): cytoplasm; ribose phosphate diphosphokinase complex
Molecular function (GO): ribose phosphate diphosphokinase activity; magnesium ion binding
Source: RefSeq, a predicted model, not a curated record
UUCGUUUCCCCGUCCUCCUUGGAGCCCCUCCUAGUCCCGUUCCCCUUCCCCUUCCCCUACCCAAGUACCCUCCUAGCCCCCUUUCCUCCCUGCCCCCUGCCAGCCUCGUGGACUGGCUCGCACGGGCGCUGGGGGCGGGGUCCUCUGGGGCCCUGGCCCCGCCCCCGGGUCUCCGGGAGCGGAGCGGGCGCCACUCACGCACACGGAGCCGCCAUUUUGCUGCGAGAGUCGCCAACAGGGGACCCGGUGCUUUCUCGUUUGGGUGGCGGCGGCUCCAGUGGCGACUGGCGGCGGCAGCUGCUGGGAGCUGGGCCGGCUCGGGGCGCGGCGGGAGGCUCGGCUCAGCGGAGGCAGUGCUGGGAGGAGCGGCCCGGCGGACAGGAAGAAUUUUGUUGUUGGAGAAUGACAGCAACUCUAUUUCUUAAUUCAAAUACUGUUCUGCAGGAUUUAAAUUCUGCCUACUGGUUCAACUGAGCUAAGCUCUACUUUUCUUUACUCUAGAAAUCGAAAAAACCAAGGAGGUUUUGAUGUUUUGUGUGGCACCUUCUGAAUUAGCAACCAUCAUGAAUGUACCUAAGGGUGGCCUGGUGUUGUUUUCAGCUAAUUCUAAUUCAUCUUGUAUGGAACUUUCAAAGAAAAUUGCUGAGAGACUAGGGGUUGAAAUGGGCAAAGUUCAGGUUUACCAGGAACCAAACAGAGAAACAAGAGUUCAAAUUCAAGAAUCUGUCAGAGGAAAAGAUGUUUUUAUCAUCCAAACGGUUUCGAAGGAUGUGAAUACAACAGUCAUGGAACUCUUGAUCAUGGUGUAUGCUUGUAAAACCUCCUGUGCCAAAAGCAUUAUUGGAGUGAUUCCCUAUUUUCCAUAUAGUAAGCAGUGCAAGAUGAGAAAAAGGGGUUCCAUUGUCUCUAAAUUAUUGGCUUCAAUGAUGUGCAAAGCUGGUUUGACUCACCUUAUCACCAUGGAUUUACAUCAGAAAGAAAUACAAGGCUUCUUCAAUAUUCCUGUUGAUAAUCUGAGAGCUUCACCAUUCUUAUUACAAUACAUUCAAGAAGAGAUCCCAGAUUACAGGAAUGCAGUGAUUGUAGCCAAAUCACCAGCUUCAGCCAAGAGGGCACAAUCCUUUGCUGAAAGACUGAGAUUAGGAAUUGCUGUGAUUCAUGGGGAAGCUCAAGAUGCUGAGUCUGAUUUGGUGGAUGGGAGACAUUCCCCACCUACAGUCAAAAAUGUAGCUGCUAUACAUCCCAGUCUGGAGAUUCCAAUGUUGAUUCCAAAAGAAAAGCCACCCAUUACAGUUGUUGGCGAUGUAGGAGGAAGAAUAGCCAUUAUUGUGGAUGAUAUUAUUGAUGAUGUUGACAGCUUUCUUGCAGCAGCAGAAACACUGAAGGAAAGAGGAGCUUAUAAAAUCUUUGUGAUGGCAACCCAUGGUCUCCUAUCUUCAGAUGCUCCCCGAUUAAUAGAAGAAUCUGCUAUUGAUGAGGUGGUGGUUACCAACACAAUUCCACAUGAAAUACAGAAACUCCAGUGCCCCAAAAUUAAGACCGUGGAUAUCAGCAUGAUCCUUUCCGAAGCCAUUCGCCGAAUUCACAAUGGAGAAUCCAUGUCUUACCUGUUUAGAAAUAUAGGCUUGGAUGACUGAGGGUUGUUUUUUUUUUUUUUCAUAUAAGCUAACAUGGGCCAAACUGGAAAUGUAUAGAACAUGUACUGUGAAGUAUCAUGCUUGAUCUUAAAUAUUUCAAAGGAACCUUUUUUGGGGGGGUGGAGAAGUUUAAUGGGUUUUUUUCCCCACCCCUAUUUUUUUCCUUAAUUUCUUACUCUAUGAGGGUAGACCAGAUUUUUAACAGUUAGGUAGGGUUGGGGAGGGGGGUUUUGUGUGUAACUUUUUUCAAAAAGCACAUUCCCAACUCCCUUGUGUUUAAGAACAGAAAGGGGAAAAAAGAUCCAGUUGUUUUGGUUUAGCUUACCGUUUAAAAACAAUAUUUUGUGCUCAUAAACCACCCCUUUCCCAAAGUUGCUUGAUUCAGAUGAUUUAAGAUGUUAAUAAAAUUAAUUAAUCUGUGAUAUUUGACCUUUAAAAAUUAAAAGGUUAUACUGUUGUAUGCAGUGACAUUUUGUAGAAAUGCUUUUAUAGAAAAGCAUAUGAAAUAUGCACCUGUAUUUAUUUUCUGCAACAAAAAGGAAUAAAGAAUUUGUUGUGUGAAUUUUUUUAAACUUUUAUUGAGUUGUACCAUUGGUUUGCUUACUAAGCUAUAGCUCUCUGAUUAUAAUAAAUGACAAUUUGUAUUUUUA